ACGCCACCCUCGAGCCAGCCGGCAGCAAGUGCGUAGGGUCGCUGCAGCUCGCUCUGUUGCUGUCGCUUCUCCUUGGCUCCAGCUGUCAACAGCAUUUGGGUCCCAUGUCGCGCCGGGCCCUCCGGAGGCUGAGGGGAAAACAGCGCGGCCAGGAGCCCCUUGGCCCCGGAGCCCUGCAGUUUGUCCUCCGUGAAGAUGAUGACGCAGAAGAAGAGGGGCCAAAACAGGAACCGGCGGGCCGCCGCCCCCGGGGCGGGGGGAAGGAGGACGUCCGCGUCAACAACCGCUUCGAGCUGAUCAACCCUGAAGAACCUGAGGAGGAGCCCGGGGUCGGUGGGGACAAGUCAGAGGGCAGUGCAUCUGCAGACUCGGCAGGUGCAGGGAGCCAAGGUCGAGCCAAGCCUGGGACCACAGAGACCAAGACAGACAGCGAGGGUGGCGACAGGGCAGCAGCCCCCGAGCAGCCUGCAUCCAGUGGCAAAGGCCGAAAGAAGAAGAGGAGGCCGAGGAGCAAGAAGAGUGCGGCAGCGGCGGCAGCGGCAGCGGCGGCAGCGGCAGCAGCGGCAGAGGCUCCGGGGAAUGGGCAGGAAGACAUCAACGAAGCCCAGGAAGGGAUGGAGGACAACAGCGGGCAGGCCCAGGCCAGCCCCCCACCCCAAGGCUCUCGGAGGAACUCGAUGCACGUGGAACACAGACACUUGAAUCCAGACACAGAACUGAGGAGGUACUUCGGUGCUCGAGCAAUCCAGGGGGAUCAAAGGUCUCGGCAGAGACAGCGCUCAUACAUCAAGUCCAUGUGGCUGACGAACCCCAAGAGCACCUGGCCUCGGUACACCAAACCAGGGCUCUCGAUGCGGCUGCUGGAGACAAGGAAGGGGCGCUCCCUAUUUGCCUUUGAGCACAACGAGGAGUACCAGCAGGUGCAGCACCGGUUCCUGGCUGCCGUGGACUCCAUGGAGCCCAACAACAUCGUGGUCCUGCUCCAGACAAGCCCCUACCACGUGGACUCACUCCUGCAACUCAGCGAUGCCUGCCGGCUCCAGGAGGACCAGGAGACGGCCAGAGACCUCAUAGAGCGGGCGCUGUACAGCAUGGAGUGCGCCUUCCACCCCAUGUUCAGCCUGACCAACGGGAGUGCCCGGCUGGAUUACCGCAGGCCCGAGAACAGGAGCUUCUUCCUGGCACUCUACAAGCAGAUGAUGUUCCUCGAGAAGCGGGGCUGCCCACGCACGGCCCUGGAGUACUGCAAGCUCAUCCUGAGCCUGGAGCCCAACGAGGACCCCCUGUGCAUGCUGCUGAUGGUGGAUCACCUGGCGCUGCGGGCCCGCAGCUAUGAGGACCUGACCUGCCUCUACAUGGACUGGGAGGUGCACCGGAACCUGUCGCAGCUUCCUAACUUUGCCUACUCUGUGCCACUGGCCUACUUCCUGCUGAGUCAGCAGACGAACCGCUCCUCCUAUGAGAUUGCCAUUGCCAGGGAGAAGGCCUCUUUCCUGAUCCGGCAGGCACUCAUCAUGUUCCCUGCAGUCCUCCUGCCACUGCUCGAGUACUGCGGCGUGCGGCCCGAUGCCGCCGUUGCCAAUCACCCCUUCUUUGGACCCAACGCCCAGAUCAGCCAAUCGCCGGCGAUGUCCCAGCUGGUAACCCUGUAUCUUGGGAGGUCGCACUCCCUUUGGAAAGACUCCACCAUCAUGGCCUGGCUGGAAAAGAACGUCCGCGAGGUGGUGCGGGCAGUGAAUGCCAGGGACCCCAUCGUGCGCACCUACGAGAGCAGGCGCAGGGUGCUCUACCAGCGUGCUCCCCGGAACAUCCACCGCCAUGUCAUCCUCUCCGAGAUCAAGGAGGCCAUCGCCACGCUGCCCCCGGAGGUGACUGCAGAGGCUGUGAUGAGCUAUGACCCUCUGCCUCCCGCAGACAGUAUCCACUCCUACGUCAGACCUGAGAGGCAGACUCCCGCCGGCCAGACAAACACGGUGGCCCUCUUCUUCCGAUCUCUGUUGCCAAACUACAACACUGAGGAAGACAGGCUUCAGGAGCAGCGGCUUGGAGGAGGAGGAGGAGACGACGGUAGUGGCGGCACAGCUGAUAGCCUGGACCGAGUCCAGGGCCUGAACAGGCUGAUGGUGGCCGUGCGUGAAAUGAUGGCCAACUUCCAGUUCAAUGACCUGGACAUGCCUCGCCAGGAGAACCGGGAGAAUUCCCAGGGCCAGGGCCAGGCCGAGGGUGAUGGGGACGAGGAGUGGGACUGAGUGCACAGUGCCCUAUUCCCUCACCUUGCCAUCAUGUCCCUGACUUCUGUUCUGGCUGGUAAGCCAGUCCCCAAAGCAGGAAGCUGCUUCUCCUACCCCUUCUGUGAAUGUCCAUGAUCUCCUGACCCAUGACUAUCAGUGGUCUCCUGCCCCAUAAAUGUUGAUGAUCUCCCACCCUAUAAAUAUUGGUGGUCUCCUACCCCUGUGACUAUCCCUGGUCUCCUGCUCUGUAACUGUUGGUGAUCUCCCACCUUAUAAAUGUUGGUGGCUUCCCAACCCUAUAAAUGUUGAUGGUCACCCGUCCUGUAAAUGUUGAUGGUCCCCCACCCCUGUGACUAUCACUGGUCUCCUGCCCUAUAAUUGUUUAUGGUCUCCCACCCUAUAAAUGUUGAUGGUCCCCCGCCACGUGACUAUCACUGGUCUCCUGCCCUAUAAAUGUUGAUGGUUUCCCACCCUAUAUGUGUUGAGAGUCUCCCGCCCCUGUACUAUCACUAGUCACCCGCCCUAUAAAUGUUGGUGGCUCUUGUCUGGUAAAUGUCAGUAUUCUCCUGCCCUAUAAAUGUCAGUAUCCUUGC
Messenger RNA from Echinops telfairi (small Madagascar hedgehog), 2824 nucleotides. RefSeq names its product transcription factor 25 (gene TCF25). Lineage: Eukaryota; Metazoa; Chordata; Mammalia; Afrosoricida; Tenrecidae. Gene Ontology annotation, molecular function: protein binding. The record is from RefSeq and is a predicted model, not a curated record. The transcript is spliced from 18 exons. The coding region runs from base 105 to 2249 and encodes 714 amino acids. Gene Ontology annotation, cellular component: RQC complex.